UACCCGGGGAUCCGGCCCCGAUUUCGGGGUCCGAACGAGGCCCAGGUGUUGCCAAUUAGGCUUAACUGGAAGCCAAUCUCAGGAGCUUCCCCUGAUUGGACGCCCCCCGAAUUGGGAGCAGGUGUCGCCAAUUAGGGCUUGAUUAGAGGGAAGCACGCCCGGGGAUCCGGCCCCGAUUUCGGGGUCGAACGAGGCCAGGUGUCGCCAAUUAGGCUUGAUCGGGGAAGCACGCCCACCCGCCUGCACAUAUAGCCGGAUGUGCGGAUGUGCCCCCCCCUUAUUCGCUAUCUGACUCUCGCGGAGUGAAGAUGACGCCUUCUAAGUUUAAGAAUCGCUGCCCUGUAUGUCACCGGCCGUCUUGGCGCCUGCGACGCCACUUGGAUGACGUUCACAGCGUCAGGAACGCCCUGGAGCGAAGGAUCCUGUUGGCGUUUGCCAGAGGGCGAGUGAGCGUUCGCGGCAUGAAGUGCCCCGUCGGCGGCUGCUCGUACGGCGGGUCAAGGGUGGCGCAGCACCUCCAAGACGCUCACCGUGACCUGGGUGCCAAGGAGAAGAAGCGCCUUUUGAGGAAGCUCCAGUGGCGCAAAACGCUGCGGCAGGUGAGAGAACUUCGGGCCUCGGGUCCCGACCCGCCUUUAGCCACCAGGUUGGACCUGGAGGGUUCACGGGGCAGCGGAGCCGCCGACGCCGCCGCCGACGCCGCCGCCGCCGCCGCCGCCGCACCCCCCCCUGCUUCUCCCCUUCCCUCGCAGGGACCGAGCGCCAGCCCUCCCCAGGAGGAGCUGGAGGAGCCAUGUCUUGUUCCCGGCCGACCGAGCGCCAGCCCUCCACGUUCCACCUCGGCGGCGGACUCCACACAGCGGCCGGAGCCAUGUCUUCUUCCCGGCGGCGACGACGACGACGACGACGACGUGCCAUCCGCGGACUCGGCGGCGACGACGACGACCGGAGUGCCGGAGGUCGAGGACGAAGAACCGCAGGCCCCGUCCUCGAGCACGGUGGGUAGGCUGAGUACAUUUCCUGCAGUCAUCCGUGGCUACCUAGAAGAGUACGGCCGGCACCUGGCCGGGGCACUACAUGAGCCGUGA
Molecule: messenger RNA, 1088 nt
Organism: Xiphophorus hellerii (green swordtail)
Lineage: Eukaryota; Metazoa; Chordata; Actinopteri; Cyprinodontiformes; Poeciliidae
Exons: 4
Coding region: 309-1088 (259 amino acids)
Source: RefSeq, a predicted model, not a curated record